This is a messenger RNA of Grus americana (Whooping crane), 2637 nucleotides long. It is a transcript of the gene DBP, whose product is annotated as D-box binding PAR bZIP transcription factor. Gene Ontology annotation, biological process: regulation of transcription by RNA polymerase II. Bases 479 to 1441 code for a protein of 320 amino acids. Gene Ontology annotation, molecular function: DNA-binding transcription factor activity, RNA polymerase II-specific; RNA polymerase II cis-regulatory region sequence-specific DNA binding. The record is from RefSeq and is a predicted model, not a curated record. Gene Ontology annotation, cellular component: nucleus. NCBI's taxonomy places the organism in Eukaryota, Metazoa, Chordata, Aves, Gruiformes, Gruidae. The transcript has 4 exons.
ACGAGGACACGGACCUGCUGCCGGGGGCGGAAAUGACGACACGCCCCGCGGGGAGCCGCGAGGACGAGGGCGCCGGACACGGCGUCCACGGCCCCGAGAACUUGGGGGGGGGGGCGGGGGGUGGUGUCUUGGGGACGGUGACGGCACCGCCCGGGACCUCGUCACGUCGGGAGCUUCGUGGGGUUCCCUAGAGCACCGUGCGCCCCUCCCUCAAGGCGGUCCCGAACGCCGCGGUCCCUCCCACCCGGGCGCGGCCACUUUUAAGGCCGCGGCCCCUUUAAGAACUCACCCGCCCCGCCCGCCGGCGGGCACGUGCGGCCCCACGUGCUCCGGGCCCCUCAGGCCUCGCCCUGCGCACCCGCCCCCUAUUGGCUAAAACUGGGUCAGGCCCCGCCCACCGCUCGCCGCCCCAUUGGCUAAAUCUAGGUCAGCCCCCCCCUCCUUCCCCGCCCCCGCGCGGCGCCCAUGGCUGCGCCGCAUGACUGCCGGCCCCGCCCCCCGUGCUCCUAUUGGCCGCGACGGGCGCCAGGAGGCGGGGCCUGGCAGAGAGAGAGAAGCUCCUCCCUUUUGGGGAGGGGGCGGGGCGACACCUGCAGCGGGGGCGGAGAUUGGAUGGGGGAAUAAACCGAAAGGAGCCAAUGAGGAGAGCGCAACGUGCGCCUAUGGGGCGUGGCCCGGGCCAGCCAAACAGCGCCCCGCUGCCCGGUGGGCGGGGCGAAGGGCGUGGCCCGCAGGCAGGGCGGGCGGCGAUAGGCGCGGAGGAGGAGGGGCGUGGCCAGCGUUAGCCACGCCCUUCUGGGGGGGCGCAGCGCCCCCGCGGGCGGCUCAUGCCGAGGGCACGGCGGGGCGCGGGGCGGCAGGAUGGAGGAGGCGGGCGGGUGCCGUGGGGCCUUCGUGGGCCCCCCCCCCCCCGCCGUGGGAGCGGCCUGGGGCCGCGGGGGAGUUGGAGUACGUGGACCUGGACGAGUUCCUGCGGGAGCACGGGCUGCCCCCCAGCCCUGAGCCCCCCCCCACCCACGAGAGACCGGCCGGUGGGUCCCCCGGCCCCCCCCGGGGUCCCCCCACCCCCCCGGCCCCGGGGUCGCCGCUGCUGGAGACGGAGGCGCUGGGGGGGGCCGGGGGGGGCCCCUUCGACCCGCGGCGGCUCCGGUUCUCCCAGGACGAGCUGCGGCCGCAGCCCAUCGCCCGCAAAGCCCGGAAGGUCCACGUGCCCGAGGAGCAAAAGGACGAGAAGUACUGGAGCCGGCGCAGCAAGAACAACGCGGCGGCCAAGCGGUCGCGGGACGCGCGGCGGCUGAAGGAGAACCAGAUCUCGGUGCGCGCCGCUUUCCUGGAGCGGGAGAACGCGGCGCUACGGCAGGAGGUGGCGGCCGCCCGCCGGGAACUCGCCCGGUUCCGCGCGCUCUUGGCGCGUUACGAGGCCCGGCACGGCGCGCUGUAGGAUCCGCCCCGCCGCCGGCACGACGGGAUCGCCCGGCACGAUCCGGCGCGGCGUCCCCGUAGGGAUCCCACGCGCACCCCGCACCCACGCACCCCACCCACCCCCCCCGUCCGCGUCCCCGGUGGAGCGCGGCGCUGGAUCCCGGCGCGGCGCUGGAUGCCGGCACGGUGCUGGAUCCCGGCGCGGCGCUGGAUCCCGGCGCGGCUCCUACGGCUCCGGAUGCCGAGAGGGAGAAACGGCGGCUGAGAGCCGCGAUCCCGAGCCGGAGUUUGGGAUCGGUCUGGAAAUGGGGCUGGGAUCCGGCGCCGGGAUCCGGCACGGGGAUCUGGUACGGGGAUCUGGUACUGGAAUCUGGCAAUGAGAUACAGCUCGGGGAUCCGGCACUGGGAUCUGGCGCUGGGAUCUGGCAAUGAGAUACAGCUCGGGGAUCCGGCACUGGGAUCUGGCACUGGGAUCUGGCAAUGAGAUACAGCUCUGGGAUCUGGCACCAGGAUUUGGCACUGGGAUCUGGCACUGAGAUACAGCUCGGGGAUCCGGUACCGGGAUCUGGCACCGGGAUCCGGCACUGGGAUCCGGCAAUGAGAUACAGCUCUGGGAUCCAGCACUGGGAUCUGGCACUGGGAUCUGGCAAUGAGAUACAGCUCUGGGAUCUGGCACCGGGAUCUGGCACUGGGAUCCGGCACUGGGAUCCGGCACCGAGAUCCGGCACCGAGAUCCAGCACCAGAAUCUGGCACUGGGAUCCGGCCCCGGGAUCCGGGAACAAGAUCCAGCUCUGGGAUUUGGCACCGGGAUCCAGUAACAAGAUACAGAUCCAGGAUGCGGCACUGGGAUUCGGCACCGAGACAGAACUCUGGGAUCCAGCUCCGGGAUCCAGCACCAGGGUCCGGUAACAAGAUCCAGCACUGGGAUCCAGCACCGGGAUCCAGCACCGGGAUCCGGCACCAAAAUCCAGCUCCAGGAUCCAGCACCGGGAUCCAGCACCGCCCCCCCCCCCAACCUGGAACCGGGAUCUGGAUCCAGGGAGCGGACAGAGCCCCCCCCCCCCCCCCCGAGGUUUGGGGGGGUCCCCAGGACGGACUCUUCCCUCCCCCCCCCCCCCCAAUGCCGGUACCGGGGUGCCCCCCCGCCCCCCUUGUAAAUAUUUAUUCAAAGCACAACACGGGGGGGGCUCAGGUGUCUGGGUGCCCCCCCCCCC